AUGGCGUCCAACUCUUCCCUCCCUCUCGAUCUGCCUCCGCUUCCGGCGUAUACCCUGACCCUCCGCCCACCGCUUUUCGCGCCGAUUCCAGACUAUAUCGUCGCGCUGAUGCUGCCCAUUAUUGCGUACUGGGCUCUGUCAAUGGUCUAUCAUUAUAUGGACGUUUACGACUGCUUUCCUCAGUACCGCCUUCACACACCCGCUGAGGUCCUGAAAAGGAAUCAUGUCACGCGCUGGGAGGUCGUUCGCGACGUCAUUCUGCAGCAGGUCAUCCAGACUAUUUUCGGCGUCGCGGCGGCGCACUUCGAUCCCCCGGAGUAUAUUGGCAAGGAAGAGUAUGAUAUCGCUGUCUGGGCUCGCCGCCUUCGCAUCGCCCAGAGUUACCUUCCCCGAGUCCUAGCGGUGGUCGGCGUCGACGCCCCGGGGUUGGCCAAGAAGCUCUCGGCAAAUGGUUUCACCAUGCUGGCUGGGGCUUUGGCCGGUGGGUACUACCCAGACAGCACACAGACCCUGAUUCUGGAGAAUGGUACGGAGGUUCUGGCCCCUGCCUUUGCUGGAUGGGAGUUGUCGACGGCCAGUUUCAUCUUCUGGUUUUUGAUUCCUGCGCUCCAGUUCCUCUGGGGUGUCUCUGUGGUCGAUACAUGGCAAUACUUCUUACACCGCGCCAUGCACAUGAACCGCUGGCUAUAUGUUCAUUUCCACUCUCGUCACCACCGGCUCUACGUUCCCUACGCUUUCGGUGCUCUUUACAACCAUCCGGUUGAGGGCUUCCUUCUCGACACUGCCGGUACGGGAUUCGCCUUCUUUACCUCGGGCAUGUCGCACCGCCAGGGCAUGUGGUUCUUUACAUUCUCUACGAUCAAGACCGUCGAUGACCACUGCGGAUACGCGUUCCCCUGGGAUCCCUUGCAGAAGAUUACCUCGAACAAUGCUGCCUACCACGAUAUCCACCACCAGAGCUGGGGCAUCAAAACCAACUUUUCCCAGCCGUUCUUCAUCAUCUGGGACCGCCUUCUCGGCACUCGCUGGAAGGGCGAUGUCAAGCUCCGUUACGAACGGGGCAGAGAAUCUGCUCAGCGCCAGGUGGAUAUGGAUGAGGCUGCUGCGGCGGCGGCCGCUGCCUCCGCCGGCGAAGACUUGCCCGAAGAGCGGGCAGACCCUGUCGCCUCUGGCCGUGCCACCAAGCGGGCGACCUUUUCCUCUCCGCCAUUGGAAAGCCUGAAGGGCGUUAGUCACGGGGUGACAAGCAGUGUUCUACGCGGGUAA
Penicilliopsis zonata CBS 506.65 is the source of this 1266-nucleotide messenger RNA. RefSeq lists its product as hypothetical. Gene Ontology annotation, biological process: lipid biosynthetic process. Gene Ontology annotation, molecular function: oxidoreductase activity; iron ion binding. The record is from RefSeq and is a predicted model, not a curated record. NCBI's taxonomy places the organism in Eukaryota, Fungi, Ascomycota, Eurotiomycetes, Eurotiales, Aspergillaceae. The transcript has 2 exons. The coding region runs from base 1 to 1266 and encodes 421 amino acids.